UCUCUCGAGAGAAAGAAAGAUGUAUGACUAAAGUGUGGUCACUAAGCUGUUUAAGAGAGAUAAGAUAAACAGAAAGAAGAAGAAAAAGACUGAAACUAAUUCCUCUCUCGGUACUGAGCCAACGAGUGAAGCUCCUCCCACAGGAAUCACAUCAUUCGUGAAGCUCCUCCCACAGGAAUCACAUCAUCAGUGAAGCUCCUCCCACAGUAGUUCACCAAUAAAUGCUGGAACAUCUCAUCAGUUCAGAAGAGAAGAAGAGCUGAAAUCUGUGAAGUCUGAGUUUAUUAAAGAGGACCGAGAGAAGAUGAGAGAUCAAGAAGCCUCAACCCUCAGAAUCAAACACACUGAAGAUACUGAACAAACAGAGCUGAUUGAAGAGAACCAGGAGAGUGAAGAAUUGAGUGAAGCUGAGGAGAAAAAUCAUGUCAAAACCAGAGAAAAGUUUCUGAGUUGCUCUCAAACCAAACAGAAAGAUUUAAAGAAAAGAAGAGCCAAGAAAUCUUUCACCUGCACUCAGUGUCCAAAGAGUUUCACAUGCAAAUCUAAUCUUGAUAUUCACAUGAGAGUUCACACUAGAGAGAGACCAUACACAUGUGAUCAGUGCGGCAAGAGUUUCUCUCAAAAAAAAUACCUUCCAUUGCACAUGAACAUCCACACUGGAGAGAAACCGUACACGUGUGAUCAGUGCGGGAAGUGUUUCACACAAUCAACAAACCUUAAUAGUCACAUGAAGAUCCACACAAGAGAGAAACCGUACACUUGUGAUCAAUGUGGGAAGAGUUUCACACAAUCAACAAACCUUAAGAGACACAUGAAGAUCCACACAAGAGAGAAACUGUACUCAUGUAAUCAGUGCGGGCAAACAUUUUUGUGGGCUUCAAACCUGAAAAGACACCUGAGAGUUCAUACACAGGAGAAGCCAUAUUCGUGUGAUUUGUGUGGAAAGAGUUUUACAUUGCCACAAAGUUUGAAACAACAUCAGAAACUUCAUACUGGUGUGAGAGAGUACAUGUGCUUUGAGUGUGAAAAGACUUUUAUUUCAGCGGCCAAUUUAAAACAGCAUGAGAUGAUUCACACUGGAGAGAAACCUUACAAGUGUUCACACUGUGACAAGAGAUUCAGUCGGUCAGGAGACCUGAAAACACAUGAGAGGAUCCACACUGGAGAAAAACCUUACAAGUGUUCACACUGUGACAAGAGAUUCACUCAUGCAGUAAGUCUGAAAAUACACGAGAGGAUCCACACUGGAGAGAAACCGUAUCACUGCACUGCAUGUGGGAAGUGUUUCAAUCAAUCAUCUGCUCUACACAGUCAUACAAAAAACAUUCACAGUAAGUAGAUAAUCUUCAGAUCCAGCACUUUCAGAUCUAAUGCUGCAAUAAUGCUGCAAGAAAUAAAAUAUCACCUGGAUAAAUCUGUCCUAACCAGACAUUAGAAGCAACAUGACAGAAACAAGUUUUCACAGUUAAUAAAGUUCAUCUUCAUCUUCAAAAGCAGCAGAUUCAACUGAGAUUCAGAUCAACUCAAAGAUGGAGUUGCUACCCAAAGAACAAUGUCGAAAUGUUUUAUUAUUGUAUAUCAUUUUGCUUCAUGAUAUAAAUGUUAUACUUGUAAUUUUAUAUGAGUUUCAUGUUACCGUAAUUCCUCAAAUAAAAACCGGUAGUCAAAUAAACGGCGGGCCUCUUAUAGUGGCCGGGGGCGUGGUAACACGGACAAAUUAAGGCCGGGGGGAAAUUUGUGCAGCAGAGCCAGAUAACGAACGUACACGCCCACUGCCGGAGCGUUUCUCGUUCUUGAGUCAAGAACCGGUUGCAUCGGUUUUCGGAUCACCAGUACACUGAACCGAGAAGCAUUUCUG
This is a messenger RNA of Carassius auratus (goldfish), 1858 nucleotides long. RefSeq names its product gastrula zinc finger protein XlCGF7.1-like. The transcript has 3 exons. The coding region runs from base 305 to 1339 and encodes 344 amino acids. Gene Ontology annotation, biological process: regulation of transcription by RNA polymerase II. Gene Ontology annotation, molecular function: RNA polymerase II cis-regulatory region sequence-specific DNA binding; DNA-binding transcription factor activity, RNA polymerase II-specific. Lineage: Eukaryota; Metazoa; Chordata; Actinopteri; Cypriniformes; Cyprinidae. The record is from RefSeq and is a predicted model, not a curated record.